CUGUUCACAAUCAAAGGUCCGGAGCCUCCCGUCAUCCUCCGCCUGCAGUUCCCGCCUCCGGCUGCAGGGGGCGUCCUCCCUCCAGCAGAGCGGCCGCUAGAGUCAUUACGUAGUGCUGCUGCUGCCUUUUGUGUGUCUUGUGAGCCCCGUCCCUGACACCGCCCUCCCUCCGGAGGGUGCAACGGGACCGCGGAGAGGAGCGGCCGACUAUCGGUUGGGUUUGCUGGCUGUAAACAAAUCCGUAGCCCUCCACGAUGUACGGAGAAGGAGCAUUUCGCCGUCUCCCCGGGUGACACCGUUCACCAUGUAGCGAGGCCGACAUCUUAUUUACAUGCUUUUAGGCCGGCGACGCUACGGCUGUUGAUUUUUUGACACUGGUUAGACCUGUCACUUCUGCGGCCGCAGGUAUCGCAGGUAUUUUUAUGCUAGGACUGUCACAAUGGUCUCCGGUUGAAUAGUGCACCGGGGCUAGCUCGCUAACGGCCGGCACACCGCGAAUCUGAGGCCGUUUCAGAGGCACUUGAACAUGGCAUCGCCCGCAGAGCACGACCUGGCUCUGUCUGAAGCGGACAGCGGCAAGGAGAAGGCUCAGGUGUUUGGGAUUUUGAGGCUUCAGGAGGAGAAAUCUGGAGCUGCGGAUAAAGCUAGCAGUAGCAGCACGGUGAGAGGAGGAGGAGGAGGAGGAGGAGGAGGAGACGGGCGAUGGCAGGCUCCUAUCUUCGCUUUGGCCAGGAAAGCGUCCGAGACCAUUUCAGGGAGCAUUCACGUCCUUCCCAAAGUGUCGGAGCACAGGACGUCUCUGCCCGGGGAAUGGACUGUCCAAGCUCUGCGAGACCCCAUGUCCAUGGAGCGAGCCAACCUGCUGAACAUGGCCAAGCUGAGCAUUAAAGGGCUGAUCGAGUCGGCUCUGAGCUUCGGACGAACGCUGGACUCGGACUACCCUCCUCUCCAGCAGUUCUUCGUGGUCAUGGAGCACUGCCUCAAACAUGGCCUGAGAGUGAAGAAGUCAUUUCUGGGGUUCAACAAGUCUCUGUGGGGUCCUCUGGAGCUGGUGGAGAAACUGUGUCCUGAGGCAGCAGAGAUCUCAGCCUCCGUACGAGACCUGCCUGGACUUAAGACCCCGCUGGGAAGAGCCAGAGCGUGGCUGCGUCUGGCGCUCAUGCAGAAACGGCUGGCCGACUACCUGCGACUCCUCAUCACCAGAAAAGACCUGCUCAGUGAUUUCUAUGAGAAUUCAGCCCUGAUGCUGGAGGAGGAGGGAGCCGUGAUCGUGGGCCUGCUGGUGGGCCUGAACGUCAUCGACGCUAACCUGUGUGUCAAAGGCGAGGACUUGGACUCUCAGGUCGGGGUGAUCGACUUCUCCAUGUACUUGAAGAAUGACAUUGAUGACUACAGGAGUGAAGAGAGGAAUAGCCAGAUAGCAUCCAUCUUGGAUCAGAAGAACUACGUAGAGGAACUGAACCGGCAGCUCAACUCCACAGUUCAUGGUCUUCAGGGCAGAGUCGACUCUUUGGAAAAGUCCAACUCCAAACUCAUAGAAGAGUUAGCCAUAGCCAAGAACAACAUCAUCAAACUUCAGGAAGAAAACCAGCAGCUGAGGAGCGAAAACAACCUUAUUCUGCUGAAGGCACAACAACAUUUAGAGGUAACACAAGGCGACGUGUCAGUGGAGAGAGACACAUACAAACAGUCUCGCCAGGGUUUGGAUGAGAUGUACAACGAGGCUCGAAGACAACUAAAAGAGGAAUGUCAGCUCAGACAGGAUGUGGAGAAUGAGUUGGUCGUCCAGGUGUCGAUGAAACAGGAAAUGGAGCUGGCCAUGAAACUUUUGGAAAAAGAUAUUCACGAAAAACAGGACACACUGAUCGGACUGAGACAUCAACUGGACGAGGUCAAAGCCAUCAACGUGGAAAUGUACCAGAAGAUGCAGUCGUCUGACGAUGAGAUGAAGAAGAAGAACGAUAUGAUCGUGCGUCUGGAGGAGAAGACCAACCAGAUCACUGCCACCAUGAAGCAGCUGGAGCAAAGAUUACAGGAGGCAGAGAGGCACCGCACCUCGGCCGAGGAGGGAACCAGGCGCUUCAAGCUGGACUUUGCCAACAAGGCCGACAGCCUGCAGCGGCAGAUUGAACACAGAGAAAAACAGCUCCAGCAGCUGGAUACAGACCUAAAGAUAGAGAGGGAGUGGAGACACACAUUACAAAACGAUCUGGACAGAGAAAGAGACACGGUGGCUCAGCUCAGCACAGAGGCUCUGCAGAUCAACGGACUAAAGAAGGAGUUCCAUCGUCUCCAGGAUGAAAACAUUCAGCUGAAGACCAUCUGUGAGGACCAGGAACAAGCUCUGGAGGAGCUCGGCUCCAAACUCAGCGAAUCCAAAAUGAAGAUUGAAGACAUCAAAGAAGCCAACAAAGCGCUGCAGGGGGGUCAGGUUUGGUUGAAGGACAAAGAUGCCAGUCACUGCAAGCUGUGUGAGAAGGAGUUCUCCAUCUCAAGAAGAAAGCACCACUGUAGGAACUGCGGGGAGAUUUUCUGUAACAGCUGCUCUGACAACGAGCUUCCUCUGCCGGCGUCGCCCAAACCAGUUAGAGUCUGCGACACCUGCCACGCCCUCCUCCUCCAGCGAUGCUCCUCCAAUCCUACGUGAGAGAGUCCUGUCGCGCUCAGGACAGCUGGGAAACAAUCUGAGAUCAAACUCGUAAAUAUCAGCUCUCCAGACGCUAGCCGUGGACCACAUGCAUGCAUACUCAAUACAUUCGUCAUUAUUGUUCAAAAAAAGUCCCUCAUAUACAAGCCACUCCUGUUAUCAUAUACAGAGGAGGAGGAGGAGGCUGUCAGUCUGCUUUAACAUGGGCUACAAGUGUUUCUCUAGACAACUGAUAAGUGACAAUUACCAGUCAUUUACAGGAAGUUUAAUCUGACAGCUCCGCUUUCACAACUCAACAUAUAUCUGAUGCACACUAAGGUGAAACACAAUGAAGGAACCAUGUUUGAACUUCUACUGCACAGUUUACAGCACAGGGUUCGACAGAAUCAAAAGAAGCUGAAAAGCUUCGCGACAUAUUCACCUCGUCAUCAUCGAUUGCUCUGACUGGGUGUCGCGUUAAAAAAAAAAGAAAAAAAAAAAGGCGUCAACAGCUGUAACCACAGGCCUUGUCUACACACUGACACUGAUCAGGAGGUCAGGUUUUGGUAAAGCUUCGAGUGACGGGUGGGUUCAGUUAUGAAAUACGGAACAACUUCACAAAGAGCUGAAAUAGAAACUGCACUGACAGAUGAGCACAGCUGCAGCUAAAUGCAGACGGUUCUCUGAUCCAAACCUCCCGUUAACGAUUCACGUGUCGAGCCUCAGACUGUUAACCAAUCAGCCAAACGGAUGAGAUUAUAGUUUACACUUGCAGUACAGCGGCCUUGUAAGCACUUUCUUUUAAGAUGGAGUGAAGCGAACUCGAAAGUCUUAAGGUAGCUUUUACACAGGCACUAAAGAACAAACCCAAAUGAACCAUGCUGAAAGAAACAGGACAUAUUUCUGUUUGGCUGUGAGACAAUUGAGCACAAAAUGAAACUGGUCUGAUUUAAUAGUAGCUGCCUAACAGGAACUACAUGAAUAUAUCUUUGUGUUUGUUUACACACGUGAAUCAGUCGUGAAAACUCCAGCUCAGCUCCGUAAGGUAACUGCAGCAGUAGCCACUGUGCAGUGAGUCACACUCCUACGGACUAAUUCCAGGAACAUUUACAGCUACGAGCCGUUGGAGCUCUGCUGACACUAGACUAGACCAGUUCCCCAUGGGGCUGUGACUUUAAAAAGGAACUGAAAUUAACUUUUUAUAGUUGCGUUGGUGCCAUAUGUGCCUGUGUAAAUGCACUGAACGCCGUUUACUUUUGCUUCUCAUGUUGCCAACAUGUUCUCUACAGUGAAGGGUUUUUGUAGAGAAUCUAAAAACAACAGCCCAAAAUGUUUGAAGGUAGCAAACAAUCAAAGACACAAUUCACUGUUCACCAUUUGUUUGAGACACUAAUGCAGCUUCAAGGACCAAGAGAAGCAACAGGUAGAUGAGUUCAGUCAGCAUCAGUGUGGCUGCUUCUUUUGUUGAUCAGCCGCUGACAACAUGGACACUUCACUAGUUAGUGGUACAGCUGAUGUUGGACAAACUACAGUAUGUUUGAACACUUGCUAAUCAUAUAUUGUCUGAAAUAUAGAUUGAGAGUAUUUAUAUUUGAUUUUGUGUUUUACGCACAUUCAUUUGUACUUUCAGAAGUCUGGGGAAUGUGUCUGAACUUUCCCCGUCAGUUGUAAUCAGAUGUUUUAGAAGAAUCAUAUUUUACUGCUGCUCCGUUCCUGAAAGAGGAAAGUUUGAAACUCUAUAACACUUUGUUCCCCAAAUCAACUUUUAUAGCGCUGUUGUCAAACUAAAUCUGAUCACUGUCAAGUGCGCGGUCUCCAGUGACCGGUUAUAAGAUGAAUCCAGAAGAUAUUCUGGUUUUAUACAAUGUUUACAACCUGUGAUUUUUUUUUCUCCAACAACUGGAAGUAUCCAUUCCCUUGAUAGGCCAGGGUUCAUUUCAGAAUAAAAAGUGUUUCCUUGUUCUAGAUAUUCUUAAACUAUGACGGGUUUAUCACGUCACCAGUAAGUGUUAAAGGCAGGUGUUUCUGAACUGAACCCUGGCCACUCUUUUUGUUUUGUUUUUUUUGUGCAGUGUUGCUCUCCCAGCUUUCAGUGGGACUUGUACAGUGUUGAUAUGUUGUACAUAAAUAAUGUUGAUAAUCAUUGUGGCCCUGUAGCUUACUAAAUCCUGCCAGUUUAACUAUAUUGCCAACAGUCUGUUGCCUUGACUGUGUAGCAGUUUCUGAUUAAAUGAAGUUACAGAUGU
Mugil cephalus (flathead mullet) is the source of this 4872-nucleotide messenger RNA. RefSeq names its product RUN and FYVE domain containing 2 (gene rufy2). The record is from RefSeq and is a predicted model, not a curated record. Gene Ontology annotation, molecular function: metal ion binding. The coding region runs from base 527 to 2647 and encodes 706 amino acids. The transcript has 19 exons. Lineage: Eukaryota; Metazoa; Chordata; Actinopteri; Mugiliformes; Mugilidae. Gene Ontology annotation, cellular component: cytoplasm.